Messenger RNA from Ipomoea nil (Japanese morning glory), 5880 nucleotides. RefSeq names its product putative late blight resistance protein homolog R1A-4. The record is from RefSeq and is a predicted model, not a curated record. The transcript is spliced from 8 exons. Gene Ontology annotation, molecular function: ADP binding. Lineage: Eukaryota; Viridiplantae; Streptophyta; Magnoliopsida; Solanales; Convolvulaceae. Bases 92 to 3829 code for a protein of 1245 amino acids. Gene Ontology annotation, biological process: defense response to other organism.
UCAAUUCAAGUAUUCAACAAUUCACUUUACAUAUUCUUUCCAACAAAUUAAAUAAACGCAGUGAGAGUGAGAUUGCGAAACAGAGAUCUAGAUGGCUUUUGUUGCUUUAUCUUCUCUCAUCUCAACCAUUGAGCUUCAGUUUCUGCAACCCACCCCAAGGGUGUCACUACUUCAUCAUGAUGAUCUUGAGGCACCAAUCAAAUCCUUGUUUGAAAGCCUUUCUUCUUUGCAAACCUUUCUCCAACACAAAUCCAGCAGUAAUGGUGAUGGUGGUGCACUCAGAGAUUUAGAAAUCCAAAUCAGAGACUUUGCACUCAAAUUUGAAGAUGACAUCGAAAUACAACUUAGCAACUUUCUUCUAGCCAAACACACCGAACAUGAAGAAGAAUUCGAAGAAGAAGCUUCCCAGGAACUCCGUCAAACCUUGCGAAAAGCAGACGAAAUUGCGGCAGGGUUGCUCCAGAUUAUCAACAAAGAAAAAGAGCACGAGAGAGAGAGGGAGAUGACUUGUGCUGCUUUAACUUCUCUAAGAGCAAGAAUUGAUGAAAUGGAGUUUUCAAUGGCGUCCCUUCGUGAUAAAGUGGUAAUGGAAUCUUUGUAUGAAAACCUUUCUUCUUUGCAAGCCUUUCUGGUGGAGGAAUCUAGUGGUGGUGCUACAACCAAAGAUUUGAAAACUAAAAUCAUAGAUUUUGCACAAAAAGCCAAACACAUCCAAAUACAACUAACCAACUUUUUUCAAGCCAAGCACACAAAGUCUCAGGAAAAGCCUCCUUGCUGCAGAGAACUCCAUCAAGCCUUGCAAGAAGCAACACAACUGUUGGAGAUUAUAACCAAACAAAAAGAGUAUCAUCAAAUUGCGAGACAGAUUGCUCUUGUUCCUUUAGCUAAUUUCAUGGCAAUAUUUCAUUACUACUUUUUUCAAUCCAAUCCAGUAGUGUUUCUUGAUGAUGAAACAGUAAUAAUAUCCUUGUAUGAAAACCUUUCUUCUUUGCAAGCCUUACUGCAGCAGGAGUCUAGUGGUGGUGCUGUAAUAAAUGAUUUGGAAACUGUAAUCCAAAACUUUGUAUUCAAGGCUGAAGGUGACAUUCAAACAGUAGUAAACAAUUUACUUGGGGCCGAAGACACAGAAGAAUAUCAAGAAAAAGCUUCCCAACUCAACCAAACCUUGCAAGAAGCAGCUGAAAAUGUAGCAGAGUUGUUAAUGAUUAUCAACAGCGAAAAAGAAAGUGAUGCUGAGAUACAGAUGGCUUUGGUUGCUUUAAGUAGUCUCAUGGGAACAAUUGAGCAGGGAUUUCUUGACGAUGAAGCAGUAACCAAAUCUUUCUGUGAUAAGAUUUCAUCUUUGCAAGCCUUUUUGCAAAAGGAGUCCAGUGGUGGUGGUGCAGUGAAAGAUUUGGAAACUGAAAUCAAAGACUUUGCACUUAAAGCUGGAAAUGACAUCGCCAUACAACUAAACAAUUUUCUUCAGGCCAAAGACACAGAGUAUGAAGAAAAAGUUACCCAGGAACUCCAUCACACCACACAUGAAGCAGCGGAAAGUGCAGCAGAGUUGUUGAACAUAAUCAAUGAAGUUGAUGAGGCAUAUGAAACUCAACCAACAAAUACUUGGUUAAAGCAUGCUGCUUCUAAGUCUGUGAAUGUUGAGUCUGAUGAAUCCUCACAUGGCUUUCUAAAGCCUGAGGGCAGAAUGGUUGGUCGUCGCCAUGAUUGUAGAGUGAUAAAGGACCAACUCUUUUCCCCUUCUGAACUAAACAUAAUUUCAAUUGUUGGAAUGGUAGGUAUUGGAAAGACUACUGUAGCAAGAAAUGUGUAUGAAGAUCCAUCAGUUGCAUCGCAUUUCGAUGUAAGAGCUUGGGUUACUAUUCCUCCUCCUCAACACUACAAUAAGAGCAGAAUGCUAAGUGACCUUCUUCAGUCAAUUACACCAGCGGGGCCAAUUGAAAUGGAAAAGGGAAGCACUCCAGAUGAACUAGAAAUGCAGGUACGCGAAUGCUUACGUGGUAGGAGGUAUUUAAUUGUUUUGGACAACACUUUGAGCAAUCAAGCUUAUAUUGACAUCAGAGAGUGCAUUCCUGAAGUUGAAGUUGGAAGUUGCAUAUUACUAACCACUUCUAUAAGGGACUUCAUCCAAUAUAACUAUUCCUACAACUAUAUCCAUAACAUGACUUUGCUAGAUCCAAAAGAAAGUUGGGAACUAUUUUGUAAUAUCCUUUCUAUUGAAGAACACUUGGCCCCUAAAUUUGAAAAAAUUAGGAACCAUGUUGUGGAGAAAUGUGAUGGGUUGCCGCAGUUAAUUGUUGAAGUUGCAAAGCGUUUAUCUGGAUGCAACAACAUACAACAACAAUGGAAGAAGAUUGAAAAGGAAUUAGAGUCAUUGGGACUUCUAGAUCGCAAUGCACUCUUGGUCAAUUACAAUUCGUUGCCACAUCAUUUGAAAGUUUGCUUUCUAUAUUUUGGAGUCUUCCCAAAACGAAAUAAAGUUCUAGUUAAAAUGCUUAUAAGGUUGUGGAUUGCUGAGGGUUUUGUGAAGCCAUUGGAACAUAAGGAGUUAGAAGAUCAAGCUUAUGAGUACUUAGAAGAGCUUAUUGAUAGAAGCCUUCUCUUAAUUGAAGAUCAAAGUUUUGAAGGCAAAAUCAAGACUUGUAGAAUGCAUAGUGCCUUGCAUAGCUUUUGCGUAGGAGAAGCUCAAAGAGAAGGUAUUUUGUGUACAAUAAAUACUCAACAACAUCCAAGGUUGCCAUUAAAAGAGUUUGCAAAUUCCUGUCGUUGGCUAAGUUUUUACUCACAUAGUUUUGACUAUUAUGUGCUCUUUGGUACAAACAUCCCUCGCUCCAUUUUCUUCUUCCAUAAAAAUCCUAAAAUGUUUGUUCCUCUCAAGUUGUUAAGAGUUUUGGCAUUUGAUACUUCUAUGUCACUUCAAAGAGUGCCAAUGCAAUUAAGGGAUUUAGUUUUCCUGAGAUACCUAUCCAUAACACAAUGGUUCGAUGAUCUGAAUGAUGUAGUGUCAAACAAUCCAAAUUUGCAAACACUUGUUGUUUCCAGUAACGGAGCACCAAUAGUCCAUUUGCCAUCCAAUAUUUGGGAGGCACCACCGUUAAGGCAUCUUGAACUUGGCAAUUCAUACAUGUUGGAUCCUCCAAGCAUGGUUAAAGAGAAUUUGCAAUCAUUAUCUUGUGUGAUGAGACCAAUUCAUUGCAGAAAGAAAGUGUAUGAUCAGAUGCCUAACAUAAAAAAGCUGAAAAUUUUCUUGAAUGGUGACAUAGGGCCCAGUCACACUCGUGGAUCUUGCAGCAACCCCAUUAUUUUGGAUAAUUUUGACCAUUUGAAAGGGCUUGAGAAGCUUGGCAUUUCGGUUUCUAUUGGUUGCAAUGCAGCCCUUCCAGAACAGUGUAUGUAUCCUUCAGGACUGAAGAAGUUGAAGUUGAGUGGAACCAAUAUUUCUGUGAGAGAUUUAAAUGUAAUAGCCAUGUUACCCCAACUUAUGGUGCUCAAGUUGGAAAAUUCCUUCCAUGGAACAGUAUGGGAAGUAGCUGAUGGAGGAUUUCUUCAAUUAAUAUUCUUGCUGCUUGAAGCUAAAGAACUCGAGCAGUGGGUAGUUAGCUGGAAUCCGUUUCCGAUGCUCAGGCACUUAGUCUUAAGAUCCUGUAAUUGUUUGGAACAGAUGCCAAAGAAAUUUUUAGGUUACAAGUUGGAGUCAAUUGAGUUGGAGGGGUGUCACUCUUCCCUUGUUGCUUCUGCCAAGCAGUUUCAAAAGGAAAGAAGAUUAAAAAAUCUUAAGAUCAAAAUUUUGGACCGAAAAUAUGAUGAAUCACAGAAGACACAUACAUAAGUGUCUGUAAGAUGACUUUGGCAGCCUCAUAGUAUAUAACUGUUACGUUUGAAAAUGGAGAAGCUCAGAAAGAAGGUAUUUCAUAUGCAGUAAAUACUCAACAGCAUUCAGAAUUGCCAUUAAAAGUGUUUGCAAAUUCCUGUCGUUGGCUAAGUUUUUACUCACAGAGUUUUGACUAUUAUGUGCUCUUUAGAACAAACAUCUCUCGCUCCAUUUUCAUCUUUCAUUAAAAUCCUCAAAUAUUUGUUCGUCUCAAAGUGUUAAGAGAUUUGGCUUUUGAUACUUCUAUAUUCCUUGUUCCUUCAAAGAGUGUCACUGUAUUUAGGGGAUUUAACUCUUCUAAGAUACCUAUCCAUAACACAAUGGUUUGAGGGUAUGGAUGAUGUAGUGUCAAAUAAUCCAAACUUACAAACACUUGUUGUUUCCAACAAUGAAUCACAGUUUGGAGCAGCAACUGUGCAUUUGCCAUCCAGUAUUUGGGAGGCACCACGGUUAAGGCAUCUUGAACUUGGCAAUUUUUAUAGGGUGUAUCGUUCAAGCAAAGUUAAAGAGAAUUUACAAUCAUUAUCUUGGGUGGUCAGACCAAUUCAUUGCAGAGAGGAGAUGUAUGACAAGUUACCUAACAUUAAAAAAAAAAAAAAAAAAAAAAAAAAACUGAAAAUUUUCCUGAAAGAUGAGUUAGAGGCCAGUCACACUUGUGGAUUUUGCCGCAAUUCCAUUGUUUUGGAUUAUCUUGACUAUUUAAUUUGAAACAACUUGAGAAGCUAACUAUUUCAGUUUCGGUUGGCUGUGCUGUAACCCUUACAGAAAGGUCUAGGUUUCCUUCACAAUUAAAAAAGUAGACGUUGAGUGAGACUAAUCUUUCUAAAAGGGAUUUGGUUGUGAUUGGUAUGUUGCUCCAACUUGUGGUGCUCAAGUUAGAAAGUGCCUUCCAUGAAGCAGUAUGGGAAUUAUCUAACAGAGGAUUCCAUAGAUUAAGAUUGUUGUUGCUUGAAAAAAAAAAAAAAAAAAAAUGAAGUGGUGGGAAUUGAAGCCUGCCGUAAUCACUUUGCAAUGCUUGAGCACUUAAUCUUAAGAUUCUGUAAUCAUUUGGUUGAUAUCCCUCUGGGGUUUGCAGAUAUUCUCACCCUGAAAUCAAUUGAGUUGGAGGAAUGCCAAACGAAUUCAAGAAGAGCAACAGGAUUGUGGAACCGAUAUUUUAGCGGUCAAAAUCCCGGGCACUGUAUAUGAUGAAUCACAGAGUACAAAGACACAAGUGAAUUUCUUAGAGUGAAUUUCUGGUAAUGUACUGUUGUUACAAAUGAUACAUGGACUCCUGCUUUCAAAUCAUGUAGUCUGUUUUCAGAUACAUUUCUGCCAAUUAUUGCUGUACUUGGUUUUGUCACUAUAGUAUUGUCAAGGUCUCAAGGAAAUGGGAAGCUGCAAGUGCUCAAGUAUUGAAGAUCUAGAGGUGAUUAAAGAUGAUUUGGAGCCCUAUGUCACUUGUAGAUCGGGAAGGGCUGCAUCCAUUACGAUGAAGAAUGUUUGAGAUUAAAAUCAUCAGGCUUGAAUAUGAGGAAUCACCGUAUCCACAUGUAGAAGAUGACUUGACAAAGCUCACAGUGAAUUUACUGCUUUUUGAAAAAUGGGCAUUAAGGAUAAACUUCCUCAAUCCCAGAUAAUAGAAAGAUGCAGUAUGAUGGGACCCGGUUUUGUGAAUAUAGUACUCCCAAGGCAAUGGAUAGCUGAAUAGUGCUAUUGCAGAGUAUCCAACAUAUGCUAAUAGAAUGCUUCCUGCCAUUGGUGAAACCCCCUGUUGCCAGUAUGCUUGAGUUAACUAAUUUUGAUGCUUUCCAAAGGAUUCAUGUUUGUGGCUGUAGCAGGCAAGUUUAUCAUCCAUCUGGUGCCUUUAUGAGAAGAUGAUAUGACUAUAUGACUUUACAUCUAGCUUUCUUUUCUGUUUUGCAAUUGAUUUCUGUUUGCAGAUUGAUUUUGUUUACAGAUUGAUGUGGUAAUUGAAUGUGUUGCAGAAAAUUUUCGAUCUAUUCAUGAUUAUCAUGAUUUUUUGGCUA